Messenger RNA from Engraulis encrasicolus (European anchovy), 1666 nucleotides. RefSeq names its product E3 SUMO-protein ligase ZBED1-like. NCBI's taxonomy places the organism in Eukaryota, Metazoa, Chordata, Actinopteri, Clupeiformes, Engraulidae. Gene Ontology annotation, molecular function: protein dimerization activity. The record is from RefSeq and is a predicted model, not a curated record. Bases 93 to 1592 code for a protein of 499 amino acids. The transcript has 2 exons.
CCCAGGCAUUUCAAAAAGGAACCCCGUAUGAUAAGACCAGUAAGCGGUGGAGAGAGGUAACAGACGCUAUUACAUACCAUCUAGCUAAGGACAUGGUCCCUUUCGCGACAGUGGAGAACGAGGGAUUUAAACGCCUGAUCAAAGUCCUAGACCCCCGCUAUGCGAUACCAGGCAGGAAGUUUUUUUCCAACACUGCAAUGCCACGUUUAUACACAGAGUGCAGAGAGAAGCUGGGACACAAAAUUCAAAAAGUGCAGUUCUUUGCAACAACCAGUGACCUGUGGUCUAGCCGCACAUCCGAGCCUUAUUUAAGCUUGACCAUUCACUAUAUCGAUAACUGGAAGCUCUGCAGUGCGACUCUGCAAGCAACGUACUUCCCAGAUGAUCACACGGGGGAGCUCAUCGCGCAAGAACUGAGGGACUCACUAGAAAGUUGGGGACUCCGUGAGGAGAACAUGUCCUGCAUGACUACAGACAGUGGGGCCAACAUGGUGAAGGCCCUCCAACUUAACAACUGGACUCGUCUUCCCUGCUUUGGGCAUAGGCUGCAUCUAGCCAUUGAAAACAGUGCCAAAGACCAUCGAGUUGUUCGUGUGACAUCUGUCUGCAAAAAAGUGGUCAGUGCAUUCUCCUUCAGCUGGAAGAAGAAGAGGGAUUUGGCUCAAACUCAAACAGAGCUGAAACUCCCACAAAAGAAACUCAAAACAGAGUCACCAACCAGAUGGGGAUCCAGACUUGCCAUGAUGGAGAGGGUGUUGGAGCAAGAAAGUGCCAUCUCCCAGGUCCUCAAAGCUGACAGGAAGACGCGGCAGUUGGCUCCAUCAUGGCAAGAUGUUGAGGUCAUGGAAUGUGUGAAGAAGGCCCUCGGCCCUCUGAGGGACUUCACUGAUGCGCUGUCUGGGGAGGAUUACGUGAGCGUGUCAUAUGUGAAGCCAGUCCUGCACCUGCUCAAAGUGAACAUCCUCGAGCCAAGUGAAGAGGACAUAGAGCUGACUAACACAAUGAGGACAACAAUCCUGAGCUACCUCAACGACAAGUAUCAGGACCCCACCACUGAUGCACUGCUCGACAUGGCUUCGCUUGUGGACCCCAGGUUCAAGAGGCAGUACAUUGCUACAGAAAAGACGGAGGAAAUACAAGCCAGAGCUGUUUCUGAGAUCGAGUGCUUAUUGAGCACACAACAGCAUUCACUGCCCACCUCCACUUCACAGAAUGAUCCUGAGACAGAAUACCAACCCCCACCAAAGAAGGCAAAGAAAAAAACAUUAGGAAGCCUUUUCAAAACCUCAGGUUCUGCAGCUGACACAACAGGUCCCACCCCAUCUCUGAGAGAGGUAAUCGAGGCUGAAAUGAAGGCCUAUCUUUCCACCCCAAAUGCAGACAGUGAGAUGGAUCCUCUGGAAUGGUGGAAAGUCCACGAGGUAAAUUUUCCCAGAGUAAGCAAACUAGCGCAGAAAUACCUGUGCAUCCCAGCCACAAGCUCUCCCUCGGAGAGAGUGUUCAGCACAGGUGGGAACAUCGUGACUUGUCAAAGGGCUACUCUAAAGCCAGACAAGGUGGACAAAUUGAUUUUUCUGUCAAAAAAUCUGUGACGGGGAAACUGAAUUUCCCCUCUUUAUCAGGAGGAGCACCCUGAUAUUUCUUUGCACUAGAGUGUUGCACUACU